AUGCCGCAGCCGCAAGUCAAGAAACGCAACGCAACGGGCGCUGGCACGAGCACCACCAUGGAGCCGCCCUCCACGACGUCAACCUCGAAACGAGGCCCAACGUUGACGUGGCACGAGGCCGCUGAGUGGCAGCGCGACAGCAAGUACAUCCUCAGCGGCUAUCGUCGCGAAAAGGCCGAUUAUCUCGAGAUCCUUACCAGCCUGACCUUCCUACACAACGAAACGUGCAAUGUGUACACUCACCUAAUCGGCGCAGUGCUCCUACCGCUCAUCGCCACCACGAUCCUACGGGGUCUCUCGCAGUCUCAAUUCUCCGUCGUGUCGGGGACCGACUACACCAUGUUUGGAAUCUUCUUUUGGUCCGCUGAGUUUUGUCUGCUUUUCAGCACGGCCUUCCACCUACUUGGCGCACACUCGCGCGAAGUCGAGCAUUUUUGGCAUCGCAUGGACCUACUAGGCAUCGUCAUUGUCAUCAUCUCGGGAUCCUCCACAGCUGCCCUGAUCUGCAUACCUGUCUUUAGCACGCUACGCUGGCGAAAGCUAUACGGCCUCGAGUACAUGACUCAGUAUUCGGGAAUGAACUGGUAUCUGCUCGAGCUGGCUAUAUACGGUAGUGGGACUACUCUUUAUGCGCUCCGGAUUCCCGAACGCUUUGCUCCCGGUAAAUUUGAUAUUUGGUGCAGCUCUCAUCAAAUCUUCCACGUCUGCAUCUUGUGUGCUAUGUAUAUACACACUUUUGGCCUAAUGCAGGCUUUCACAGCGUGCCAUACAUUGGACAUUUGCAAAAUCCAGGCUGCCCACAAAGCAGGUCAAAGAUCGUAA
This is a messenger RNA of Cordyceps fumosorosea ARSEF 2679, 822 nucleotides long. RefSeq names its product mPR-like GPCR protein. Gene Ontology annotation, cellular component: membrane. The transcript has 4 exons. Gene Ontology annotation, molecular function: signaling receptor activity. The record is from RefSeq and is a predicted model, not a curated record. Lineage: Eukaryota; Fungi; Ascomycota; Sordariomycetes; Hypocreales; Cordycipitaceae. The coding region runs from base 1 to 822 and encodes 273 amino acids.